AUGGUUAGAUAAGUGAAAGCGUAAAUUCAAUAUGUCAAUGGAUUAUUCACAACGGUACCAUUGAAAGUUUUGUAGAAAGAUAUUUCUGUUAAAGAUUAAUAAUGACGACAUCGGAGGAGGACAGUGAAGGUUUAUCUCAUAUUACAUUAGUAAAAAUCUAUGCCGCUGUGAUAAUUGUAAUUCUUAGUUUAGCUUUUGGAUUUCUUCCUCUCAUACUUUCUAAAAGGCUUGAUUUUACAGCCGUGGAAACUUCAGAUCCAGAGAUAUUAAAGAAACAUAAGAAAAAAUUUAAGAAUGUUCUUCUCUCCUUUUUAUUAAACCUUGGCGGAGGUGUUCUCCUGGCAAACUGUUUCUGUCAUUGGUUACCAGAGGUCAGAGAGGAGAUAGAACUUGCACAGUUUGAAACAACAUUGCCUGUUGCUGAACUAAUAAUGUGUUCAGGAUUCUUCUUUAUAUGCUUUCUUGAGGAGUUAUUACAUCAUUUUCUGCACCCUCAUAAAGGGAAAGCUGCGUCAACGAGAAAAUCUUACAACACUAGAGCUAGUGAUUCUGAAACUAACUUCAGAUACAGGAAAAAUAUUAGUGAACAUGAAAUGAAAAGUUCAGGAGAACAAACAGAUAAUCCUGAAGAGGAGAGUGAAGAAGAUUAUGAAGAAGAUGAAAAGGAAGAGAAGAAGGGAGCACAGAUAAAAUCAGCAAUUAGAACAUUUUUCAUCAUUUCAGCUCUGUCAUUUCAUAGUACUGUAGAAGGCCUGGCUUUAAGUUUGGAAGGAGAAGCCGCUGGGGUUUGGAUGGUGACAGGAGCAACAGCGCUACAUAAAUUUGUUAUUUCCUUUUCUGUUGGUGUCGAGUUAAUUGCAAGCAGGGUUGGGAAUUUGAAAUACACAAUUAGUAUUUGUGUAUUUAGCUUUGCUCCGGCUGUAGGAGUUGGAAUAGGAAUAUUACUUACAGAAUUAAGCAAAAAUUCUUCUCUUGACGAACUUCCUCUACAAAUUAUGCAAGGAGUUGCCACCGGAACAGUUAUAUAUGUCGUCUUCAUGGAGAUUCUGCCAAAAGCAAAGUCUAUUGGAGGAACUGGGUUCCAGCACGUGACUUCAAUGAUUCUUGGAUUUGCAAUAUUUCUACCAUCUCUCUACUUUCGUAAGAUUAACGAAGAGCUUUCUUUAUAAAUGGCGGUUCACUUGAAAUUUCAUCUACAGUCUCUUUCAAGGAGAAAGGAUAAUAUUUUUAAAGCAUAUCUUUUUAAAUUUUUAACUUUUCUUAACCCUAUCCAUAUCCCUACUUGA
Molecule: messenger RNA, 1286 nt
Organism: Eurytemora carolleeae
Lineage: Eukaryota; Metazoa; Arthropoda; Copepoda; Calanoida; Temoridae
Product: zinc transporter ZIP1
Exons: 15
Coding region: 102-1169 (355 amino acids)
Biological process (GO): zinc ion transmembrane transport
Cellular component (GO): plasma membrane
Molecular function (GO): zinc ion transmembrane transporter activity
Source: RefSeq, a predicted model, not a curated record